AUGUUUGAGGUUUGCGAAAUGCAAGAUGGUACCAUUUACACUGUUAACCUUGCGCAACGACACUGCGACUGUGGCCAUUUCCAGGUCGAGCGACUUCCAUGUCGUCACGUGUUUGCAUGUUGCGCCAACCAACGUCUUGAUUGGCAAGUGUACGUGCACGAUGUGUACACGAUUUCUGAAAUUUGCAAGCUGUAUAGAGGCGAGUUCGUUCUGAUGGGUGACCCCUCCACGUGGGAUAGAUACGAAGGAGCGAAGGUGAUCGCCAACUGGACAUUGAGGCGCGCGACGAAAAGAAGACCGAAGUCAACCCGCUACUUGAAUGAGAUGGAUUCGCGUGAUAUGCGUGGUCCUCGUCGGUGCACUACAUGUGGACGCGAGGGACAUAGCCGCAGUCGAUGUCCUCAGCGCGCAGGUCCAAGCUCCGCUGGAGGUCAUUAG
Messenger RNA from Arachis duranensis, 438 nucleotides. RefSeq lists its product as uncharacterized. NCBI's taxonomy places the organism in Eukaryota, Viridiplantae, Streptophyta, Magnoliopsida, Fabales, Fabaceae. Gene Ontology annotation, molecular function: zinc ion binding; nucleic acid binding. The record is from RefSeq and is a predicted model, not a curated record. The transcript has a single exon. Bases 1 to 438 code for a protein of 145 amino acids.